Messenger RNA from Arachis ipaensis, 628 nucleotides. NCBI's taxonomy places the organism in Eukaryota, Viridiplantae, Streptophyta, Magnoliopsida, Fabales, Fabaceae. The record is from RefSeq and is a predicted model, not a curated record.
CUAGAGAGAGUUGACUGACAAAUUAGAAUUUGGUAGAGAGAGAGAGAGAUACUUGUAAAACACUAGCACUCUCCAUUCUCCAUUCUCACUUUCCACACACAAGAAUUGUAACUGCAAAAUCACGAUCAUGAACAACGGAGACGAAGAUAACAAGGGCUUAAUCUGGAAGCUUCCAGAGCUCAAAUCCAACGAUUUCGGUAAGAUUGGUCCCGCCUUCGGCCUCGGCGCCGGCUGCGGUGUGGGUUUCGGCCCUGGAAUUCCAGGAUUCCAAGUAGGUUUUGGAUUCGGUAGGUAUUCUAAUGUUGGAAAUCCGUUCCGUGGUUCUGGAAAUAUUAUUUCUGAGGAUGAGAUUACUGCCCUUGUGGAUGACCUUGUGAUUAAUACUAAGAAGCUUAUCAGGGCAACAACCAAAGAAAUUGACAAGUGGAGAAGAUGAUGGAAGAGUCUUAUGAAUUCUUUUAUGUAUAUUUGUAUAAACCAAGAUCUGUCUUAUUCACUAAAAUCAUGGCAAACUCAAUCAGCAUGUUAUAGACUUGUUGCCGUACACGACAUGCUGAAAUUUCGUAUUAAUAUCCAUUUAGAUUAUUAUUUAAACUUGGUUAAAAAUUGAGUUCCACCAUUGUCUGAA